GCAGCAGCUGCCCGAGGAGGACUGCAUGCAGCUGAACCCGUCCUUCAAGGGCAUCGCCCUCAGCUCCCUGCUGGCCAUCGACAUCUGCAUGUCCAAGCGGCUGGGGGUGUGCGCCGGCCGGGCCGCGUCCUGGGCCAGCGCGCGCUCCGUGGUCAAGCUCAUCGGCGUCACGGGCCACGGCAUCCCCUGGAUCGGGGGCACCAUCCUCUGCCUGGUGAAGAGCAGCACGCUGGCCGGCCAGGAGGUGCUGAUGAACCUGCUGCUGGCCCUGCUCCUGGACAUCAUGACGGUGGCCGGCGUGCAGAAGCUCAUCAAGCGGCGCGGCCCGUACGAGACGAGCCCCAGCCUCCUGGACUACCUCACCAUGGACGUGUACGCCUUCCCCGCCGGGCACGCCAGCCGCGCGGCCAUGGUGUCCAAGUUCUUCCUUAGCCACCUGGUGCUGGCCGUGCCCCUGCGCGUCCUGCUGGUGCUCUGGGCCUUCUGCGUGGGCCUGUCGCGCGUGAUGAUCGGCCGCCACCACAUCACGGACGUCAUCUCCGGCUUCAUCAUCGGCUACUUGCAGUUCCGCCUGGUGGAGCUGGUCUGGAUGUCGUCCAACACCUGCCAGAUGCUCAUCUCCGCCUGGUGAGCGCGCCCAAGAGAGGGCGCCGGGGCGGCGGGCGAGAGCUGGCCUCGUCCUCCCGGUCCAGUUGGAGGCUGGCGGCCUCAGGCCGGCCUUCACAGUGCUGGGUCUCCGGCGCUUUUGCUUGGAUGCCAAGCGUGCGGGUGACAGGCCCGUUUAGCUUCUGCUCGGGAGACAACAGCAAGAGCCCGGAUGGCAGGAGGGGCUGCGUCUCGUCCUCAUCCUCAUAACUGCUGAGUUCUUGGCUGUGCCCCUCAUGCCACAGCACGAUGCCCGUCCGCACGGCCCCACCCGCUGCCCGACGCAUGUGCCGUUGCCUUUAACGGCCAUCGAACGCCCAGGGCAGCACUUUCUGGCGGGCGCCCCGCGGGAUGCCAGUCUUCGAGCCGACUCGGGGGUGCAAAAGAGUUCUCUGGUCCAAAAAGUUGGGGAAGCGUUGCAAACUCUACCAUGUGGGACAUUCACGAGGGCUAUUCUUGCCAUAAAGGCUCUGACAAGUCCUGUAGAAAAAGCUUCCUGCCGAGCCUUGUCUAACCCAUGUUUCCCAAACUUAUUGGACCACAGAACCCUUUUCUCGAGAAACAGCUCUUCAGCACCAAGGAACCGCCGUGUCCUCAAGCGCAUUUGGGAGCUGCUGCCUGGGAGCUGAAAGGCCUGAGGGGCGAGCUGGCCUCUCCCAGCACCCCGCCCCAGAGCUGGGGAGACCAGGGCACACGCUGCAGCCCAGGAAAGCACGGGCCAUGGCCCAUGGGCAUCGAUGCGGCUUUGGCCCCCAGGGGCCGGACUCCGUGUGACCUAAUAGGUCGUUCCCAAGUCAACCGUUUAUGGAUGUGCAUUUCACGGGACAAUACAGGUGAUAUGCAAACGGA
Carlito syrichta (Philippine tarsier) is the source of this 1494-nucleotide messenger RNA. It is a transcript of the gene PLPP7, whose product is annotated as phospholipid phosphatase 7 (inactive). The record is from RefSeq and is a predicted model, not a curated record. The transcript has 2 exons. Gene Ontology annotation, molecular function: sphingosine-1-phosphate phosphatase activity. Lineage: Eukaryota; Metazoa; Chordata; Mammalia; Primates; Tarsiidae. The coding region runs from base 26 to 631 and encodes 201 amino acids. Gene Ontology annotation, cellular component: nuclear envelope.